Molecule: messenger RNA, 1254 nt
Organism: Drosophila takahashii
Lineage: Eukaryota; Metazoa; Arthropoda; Insecta; Diptera; Drosophilidae
Product: cathepsin L
Biological process (GO): immune response; positive regulation of apoptotic signaling pathway; positive regulation of peptidase activity
Cellular component (GO): lysosome
Molecular function (GO): cysteine-type endopeptidase activator activity involved in apoptotic process; cysteine-type endopeptidase activity
Source: RefSeq, a predicted model, not a curated record
ACAAUGAAGGUUCUCUGGGUUUUUCCACUUCUGGUGGCUGCGGUCUCGGCCCAAUUCGGUUUUGGAGGCGGACGAGGAGGCGGACUAGGAGGAGGACUGGGAGGAGGACUUGGAGGAGGUCUUGGUGGAGGUCUUAGUAACCUGGCCAGCAAUGCUGCCAAUCAGUUCCAGAGUGCUGCCAGCAAUAUCGCCAGUGUUGUGCCCAAGGUGCCUCUGCUGUCGAAUGUCCAGAGCUUCGGUGACUUCUUGUCGCAAUCCGGAAAGACCUACCUCAAUGCCGCCGAUCAGGCUCUGCACGAGGGAGCCUUUGCGGCCACCAAGAACCUGGUGGAUGCCGGAAACGAGGCCUUUGCCCGGGGAACAGCUACUUUCAAGCAGGCCGUGAAUGCCUUCGCCGAUCUGACCCACGCCGAGUUCCUGCAGCAGUUGACGGGUCUAAAGAGGAAUCCCGCUGCUAAAGCCCGUGCUGCCGCCAGUCAAAGGGAGGUCGCCCUGCAGCCUGGUCCCGUUCCGGAUGCCUUCGAUUGGCGCGAGCACGGAGGUGUCACCCAUGUGCGGUUCCAGGGAACCUGCGGAUCCUGCUGGGCCCAUGCCACCGUCGGCGCCAUCGAGGGUCACACCUUCCGCAAGACCGGCAACCUGCCCACUCUCUCCGAGCAAAAUCUGGUGGACUGCGGUCCCUCCGAGGACUUUGCCCUGAACGGUUGCGAUGGUGGCUUCCAGGAGGCCGCCUUCUGCUUCCUCGAUGAGCAGCAGAAGGGCGUGUCGCAACUGGGUGCCUAUCCCUAUGUGGACAAGCAGGAGAACUGCAAGUUCGACAUCAGCCAGUCGGGAGCCCACUUGGAAGGAUUCGGUGUGGUGAAGCCCGGAGACGAGGAGGAGAUGAAGAAGGUGAUUGCCACCCUGGGACCGUUGGCCUGUUCGGUGAAUGGCUUGGAAACGCUGAAGUCCUACGACGGUGGCAUCUACAACGACGAUGAGUGCAACCAGGGCGAGCCCAACCACGCCAUUCUGGUCGUGGGCUAUGGAUCGGAGAACGGACAGGAUUACUGGAUCAUCAAGAACUCGUGGGACGACACCUGGGGAGAGAAGGGCUACUUCCGCCUGCCCCGUGGCAAGAACUACUGUUUCAUCGCCGAUGAGUGCUCCUAUCCAAUUGUUUAGGGGGCAAAUGUACUGCACAAUGCAAUUAGACUUGAAAAGCGUUAAUAAAACAAAAUAGAUUUAAAAAAAAUUAAUAAUAUUAUGGGGUCU